Molecule: messenger RNA, 864 nt
Organism: Camelina sativa (false flax)
Lineage: Eukaryota; Viridiplantae; Streptophyta; Magnoliopsida; Brassicales; Brassicaceae
Source: RefSeq, a predicted model, not a curated record
AAACAUAACAUCAAGAAAAAGUUGGAAACAGAAGUCACCGGUAUGUCAUAUGUCUGAAGUCAAAAGAACAAAUCUUUGUCAGUCUGGCAAACUCAUAAACUCCUGCUAACUCCUCGGAUCUGUCUCAUUUCUCUAGAUCCUUAUUUUUCGUUGCUUUCUCUCUUUUUUUUUUUUUUUUUUUUUCCAUUUUUAGAAAACAGAGUAUACAAACAGAAACGCACACGUUUCUUUUUGUUCUCUUUGUGUGUUCCAUACGCAAAAAUCUUCCAGCAUUUGUUCUCCGUUUAAGGAAACGGAGAGUUACAAGGCGGAAGAACCGUUGUCUCUGCGGCCGGAAAGAUAUGGGAGCCGGUGGACGAACGUUCGAUACUGCUCACGUGAUCUCCGCCACGUGGCAUGAAAAGCACGUGCGUCCUAUGGCCGACGACGACUCUUUCCUCCGGAGAGGCAUCGGAGAGGUUCUUUCGCGGUGGGGCGGGCUUCAGAUGGCCGUGAAGAAUCAAUGGGGAGGCCACGAUUCUCUCAAGAAAUCUAAAGAGCUUGCCCAUCAUCUUUAUCUUCUCUUCUCUCAAUCAAAUGUGAUUACGCUGGAAGAGAUUGAGAAUUUGCUACACGAAAGCUUGCUUCUUUCUUUCAAUACAGAGAUUGAAGAUGGCAGCAUUGAAGAGGUAGCUGAACAAUUGAUGAUACUCCAUGAAGAACAUAUGCGUGGAACUCAUUAAGCGGUAGCUUGGACGGUUUAGAUCAUUUUUUGGUGCCUAAUUUGAUCGUCCAUUUGUAGUUGUAUGAAAAAAAUUGGCGGAGAACAAGAUGUUAUUGAUCAGACAGCAUAGCAUAUAUGAAUCCAGACCUAUGUUUAUUUGA